Messenger RNA from Prunus mume (Japanese apricot), 1914 nucleotides. Its product is annotated as protein ALTERED PHOSPHATE STARVATION RESPONSE 1. NCBI's taxonomy places the organism in Eukaryota, Viridiplantae, Streptophyta, Magnoliopsida, Rosales, Rosaceae. The record is from RefSeq and is a predicted model, not a curated record.
AUGGGUGGCAAGGUCUCUAAGCAAAGUAAAAAAGACGAUGUGGUUUUGCUUUGUCUGGAGAGAAAGCGGCAGCUGAAUUUGGCUGUGGAGAGAAGGCAUGCGUUUGCAGAGGCGCAGUGCAAUUAUAACCUGUCGCUGUGUGCAGUGGCAGAUGCUAUAAGUUCGUUUGUAAAAAGCCAUUCCUCUCCAUCUGAUUCUGAUUCUGAACCAACCAAAAACACCAAUGCUUACCCUUCUUCUGAUUCUGGAAUUUCUAGAAGCUCUUCUUCAGAGAUAGACAGAGAAAAAAAGCUACAAGAAAGCUCAGAUGAUAGAGAAGAAGUUGAAGAGAAUAGGGAUCAUAAUGCUGGGACUGAUGGGGAAGAAUUGGGGUUGGUUUUGCUGAAUGAUGAGGCCGUGAGAGAAGGGAGGGAAUUGUUGGAAGCAUUGAAAGAGGUUGAGGUCCAAUUCCUUAGGGCCUAUAAUUCCAGUUUGGAUGUUUCCAGGAUUCUAGGCACCAACAUGGGUCAAAAGCAAUCUGCCUCGGAGGAAACUGAAGAGAACUCAAGUAAACUCAAAAAAAGCCGCUCCAUCUCAUCUAUAUUAUCUUCGUCUUCCUCCCGAAAAAGCCUCCUUAGAUCUAGCACCAGAAGUUCUUCAACAAUCACCCCUUUGAAUGGUGGUCUCUUUGAUGACAAUGGAGCAAUGGGAUCCAAGCGCCAUUCGUUAACACUACAGACGCUAUCUGUUUCGGAGGAAAAACUCUAUGAGGCCGUGAAGGCUGGACAGGAAACCAGGAGAUUAUAUGAUCGAAAAUGCUCCCAAUAUUCGAGAAACCAAGGACGUGGCCAGAAGACUGAACGCAAAAUUGGAGUUAAAGUAGAGAAAUUGCAGUCCAGAAUUAGGGUUGACAAAACAACUGCGGAAUCAACAUUUGAAGCAAUUCGAAAACUGAGAGAUGAGGAGCUGGAACCACAACUUAUUGAGUUGUUACAAGGGCUGAUGAAAAAUUGGAAGAUCAUGUCAGAAACUCAUGAAACCCAACACAGAAUCAUGUCCGAAGUGAAGUAUGUAAACUGUUCAUCCUAUGAAAAGUUGUGUAAUGACUCACGCCAACUUGCAGAUACUCGUAAGUUUGAAGCAGAACUUCAAAAUUGGCGUGCGUGCUUUGCUUCAUAUGUUUCUUCACAAAAAGAAUACAUUGAAGCACUUGAUGGUUGGCUACAUAAGCCUGUUGCUCCUGAAAGUGAAGUCGACUCCGAUAUGUGGUCCUCCCUACGGUCGUGUAGAGUUGGCAUGCUGCCAUGCCGUGAAAUUUGUGAUAAUUGGUUAGCUUCCAUAAAUAAGCUGCCACAUGAAGCAGUGCCUAGUGCCAUAGAGAACUUUGGCAAGGAUGUCCAAGCAUUGAUGGUUCGACAAGCCAAGGAUCAUCAGCAAAUGAAGGAGUUAGAUGGGCUUGCUAAACAACUUCAUGGGCAGGCUAUGGUACUUGAUUUGAAGGGAUGGAUUAUGGAAAAGAAUGGGGAUGUGCGCUUGGAAAAUAUGGGGAACACGGUGCUUGAGUUUAAGACAAAGCUAAACGACGAGAAGAAGAAACUUCAUAAAAGCAUGAAGGAGACACAAAAUAUUACUGUGAAUGGAUUCCAGACGGGGUUUUCGUCCGUGUUUAAAUCCUUAACCGACUUUUCAAAGAGUGUUGUGGGAAUGUAUGAUGGCCUUACAAGAUUCAACGAGAAUGGAGUGGUGGUAGAUGACGAAAGUAGCCACCUACCAAGCAUUCAUGAUGAAGCCGAUGACCAAAGUAGCCGAGCACCAAGCAUUCGCGUUGAAGCCGAUGACCAAAGUAGCCGAGCACCAAGAGUUGAUGUUGAAGCCGAUGAGAUAAAACAAAUACCUAAAGCACGGAAAAAAAUGCAUAGAGGACAGAAAAAAUAA